Molecule: messenger RNA, 2608 nt
Organism: Phlebotomus papatasi
Lineage: Eukaryota; Metazoa; Arthropoda; Insecta; Diptera; Psychodidae
Exons: 5
Coding region: 1-2559 (852 amino acids)
Molecular function (GO): RNA-DNA hybrid ribonuclease activity; nucleic acid binding
Source: RefSeq, a predicted model, not a curated record
AUGAAUUGUUUGGAUGAAAAGCUGGCGGGGAUGCAGGGUUGUAUUGGAAUGUUCCAGGAACCCUGGACAAUUAGAAAUAAAGUAAGAGGCAUCAGCCUACUGCGCGACAUGAAUGUAAUGUUUCUACCCCAAUUUUCUACGGGGGAUCUCGCGGCGAUUAGAAUGGAGGUCGAAACCACUCAAGGGAGUAAAAGCGUGGUCUUUGCCUCAGCCUAUUUGCCGUAUGAUUCAACCGACCUGCCGCCAUCUAUUGAGCUGGCAUGUCUGGUUGAAGCCUGUCAUCGGAACUCCUGGGAACUGGUCGUCGGGGCUGAUGCAAACUCACAUCACACAGCGUGGGGCAGCACGAACACCAACAGACGAGACAAGCCUACCUUCUUCAACAGAAGCAGGAAGGAAGUCAUUGACGUCACAAUAGGAACAAGUCUCAUGGCCGAACUGACCAAAAGGUGGCACGUGUCGGAAUGUCUCACCAUGUCUGAUCAUGGCAGAAUAUAUUUCGACAUUUCGGCUGAGACUGAAGGUUUAGAACCCUACCGAAAUCCGCGGAAAACAGACUGGGUAGGUAUGCUGCGGCUUCCAAGCGGUGGUUACACCACCACACCGUCAGAAGCCGCUCGCCUGCUGCUUGAAACACACUUUCCGAAUUGCGUGAUAGGUGAUCAAAAUUCGGAUAGUGCCUGUUCUGAAUCUUAUAUUGGUAGGAACAGUGAUUGGGGGAAAGCUGCAGAGAUAGUCUCACCUGAAGGCGUGGAGUGGGCACUGAGUACUUUCUCACCGUACAAAACUUCAGGUAUGGACGGUAUCACCCCGGCUAUGCUUCAGCGCGUGGCUAAGAUGAUUAUUCCAUACCUCUGUAACAUUUUUAAAGCGUGUCUUGCCACCGGUUACAUACCACACGCCUGGAGGCAAACACGAGUCGUAUUCAUACCGAAGCCGGGGAAGAGCAAUUAUGACGACCCCAAGUCCUUCAGACCGAUCAGUCUGACGUCAUUCUUGCUUAAAUCCCUGGAAAAGCUUUGUGAUAGGUACAUCAGGAGUCAAGUUCUUGUUAAGAGACAACUGUGUACUACGCAACACGCAUAUCAGAAAGGUAAAUCUACCGAGUCGGCUCUCCAUCAGUUGGUAAGCCGACUGGAGAAAUCAAUUAGUGACAAGGAAAUGGCACUCGUAGCAUUCUUGGACGUGGAAGGAGCCUUUGACAAGGUCAAUUCCAAAGCUCUACUUAAGGCUAUGAAGGACUUCGGUAUCGGGCAUACCUUGGAAAGAAUGUUAAUCAACAUAGUGAGACAUCGGACUGUGGAGGCGAGGAUUGGCGGAGCCCGCCUAAAAGCAACCGUUAGCAACGGAUGUCCUCAGGGUGGGGUCCUGUCACCCUUGCUUUGGUCUAUGGUUGUGGAUGUGACGGGGGCUAUCAAGACAGCGCCAACAGCGGCUCUUGAGGUCAUGCUAAGCCUGCCACCACUACCGCUUUAUAUAAAGGCGGAAGCGUGCUUGGCCGCUCUGAGGUUACGCUCAGCAGGAACUUGGAAGGUAGGUUGCCAUCCGGCCGGCCAUACGAGAAUCCUCGAUAAACCGGUCCGGAGGCACCCUGAACUUUUAAUGAAAGAUGAUUAUGAUAGAUGCGAAAAGCCUAUUAAAAAACGAGUUAAAGCUACAAUAUACACCAGAGCCGAGUGGAGUGAACGCGAAGGGCAGAUUAUUGAACCCGGAGCCGUUACUCUGUUUACAGAUGGUUCAUGUGUUGAGGGCUGCUCAGGAGCCGGCUACCACUGUCCAGAGCUCCAGUUGAAUGGAUCGGUGUCCCUUGGCCAUUACACCACGGUGUUUCAGGCUGAGGUCGCUGCCAUUACGCUGGGCACCCAAAGACUGUUGGAGGCCGGUAUUGAGGGAAGGAAAAUACAAAUCUUUUCGGACAGCAGAGCUGCAAUUCUCUCCAUAUCGGGCUGGAGAUCGCGAUCUGCUCUUGUCGCGGAAUGCCAGGAGGUAUUGGAAUUGACCUUGCGGCAAUGCGAGGUUGAUCUAUACUGGGUACCUGGACACCAAGGAAUUGAAGGCAACGAAGAAGCAGACCGCCUUGCAGUUGAGGGAGCAGGGGUUGACUUCGUUGGACCUGAACCAGUAGUCGGACUAUCCUCACAAAUGAGGAAGUCAAUUAUAUUAGAAGAUAUGAUCAAGGCUCAUCAGGCGGAGUGGACAGCGGCAAACACGUGCCGCGUGUCCAAACUGUUUAUGACCGAAAUUAACAGGAAGCGAACGGAUUAUAUUGUGUGUGGCAGCCGCUGGAGAGCACAGCGGUUUGCCAACCUUCUAACCGGUCACUGCCUCAAUAAACAUCUAAAUAGGAUGGGCAUUCAAUGCAACAUAAUAUGCAGAGGAUGCAAUGAAUCUGAGGAGACGGUCACACAUCUAGUGUGUGACUGCCCUAGCUUGUAUAAUCUGAGGCGGAUGCUGCUUGGUAAAGCAAUACUGUCUCAGAAUGAGUUAUCGGGGUUAAAACCAGCCUGUUUGAUGGAAUUUGUCCGGAGAACUGGCUGGCUUGACACACCCCGCCCUUAAUUAGGGUAGUCUAGGGGAUGCAUAAUGGGCCCAAACAGAGGCCUGGGUG